AACGCAGGGAUGUGUGUGUAUGUGUAGGCAUCUAUACUUAUACGCACCCACUCCAUUCUGUUUCUGUUUCAGCAAAAAUAAUCAAGUCCGAUCAUAAGAUUGUCAGCGAGCAAGCACUCAAAAAGGUCCUUGUUUGUUGUUUCUAGUACCCCCCGUAUCCCCACCACGGAGCUGGGCAGCCAUGGAGCUUUCUCAAGCACUCCGAUUUCGAUCGCACAGAUUACCCUUCUCUCCCAUUCAACACCCUCUACAUCAUCAACAAAUACCCACUACGUCGAAGUUCAACUUCAUUCCCAAUCGUCCUUUCUCCACCACUAAACUCACCGUGUCAGCCAUGAGAAAGCCGCCAAUUGAAGGCUUAAGUGACGAGUUAAACGCCAUCGCUAGGCGCAACCUUGACUUCGCCUACACUCGCCGGCAGGUUCGUGAAGCUUUCAAGGAUGUGCACCAGGGGCUGGAUCAUUGCUUGUUCCAGGCGGCUCCUGCUGGGAUCAGAACUGAUGAGUGGUACGAAAGGAAUUCGAGGGGACUGGAAAUUUUCUGCAGAAGUUGGAUGCCAAAACCUGGCGUUCCAAUUAAGGCAGCUGUGUGUUUCUGCCAUGGGUGUGGUGAUACAUGCACUUUCUUCUUUGAAGGCAUUGCCAAGCGAAUUGCUGGAUCUGGAUAUGCUGUUUAUGCCAUGGACUAUCCUGGCUUUGGUCUUUCUGAAGGACUACAUGGUUACAUACCAGAUUUUGAUUAUUUAGUUGAUGAUGUUAUUGAACAAUAUAGAAGAAUAAAAGCAAGACCUGAGCUAAGAGGGUUGCCUCGAUUUGUAUUGGGUCAGUCAAUGGGGGGAGCAGUCACUCUCAAAGUUCAUUUGAAGGAACCAAACAAUUGGGAUGGAGUUCUCCUUGUCGCACCCAUGUGUAAGGUUGCAGAUGACUUGUUACCAUCAGAUGCAGUUUUGAAGGCAUUAACUUUUUUGUCUAAAGUGAUGCCAAAAGCAAAACUCUUUCCACAGCGGGAUCUAGCUGAGCUGGCCUUCAGAGAACCAAGCAAAAGAAAAUUGGCUGUGUACAAUGUUAUAUGUUAUGAAGAUCAAAUGCGUCUCAGAACUGGCAUGGAACUUUUAAAGGCCACACAAGAUAUUGAGGCGCAAGUCCAGAAGGUAUCAGCUCCAUUAUUAGUCCUUCAUGGAGCAGACGACAAGGUGACAGAUCCUAAGGUGAGCCGAUUUCUUUAUGAGAAAGCAUCUAGCAAGGACAAGACACUAAAGAUCUAUGAAGGUGGUUACCACUGCAUUUUGGAAGGCGAACCAGAUGACAGAAUUUUUGGUGUCCAUGAUGACAUUAUUUCAUGGCUUGAUGCUAGGUGUGCUGUAAAAAGUGUGGUUCAUGCUUCUUACCACUGAGCAAAUUCAUCAUUUCUAGUAUUUUGUCUCUGCUGCUGCUGCAUCAUCAAUAAUAUUUUGUGCAUGUUGCUUGUUUCAUAAUCCAUCAUAGCCUGCCUUCCUAUUCUCUGUCAUCUUUCGACUUUCAAGCCAUGCCUUCGCAGAUUUUCACUGAUUUAGUGUCCUGAUUAGUCCUAGCUACACUUCUUAUAUCGGAGUAGGAAAGUGAUGUGCGAUUCCAUUUCUAUAUAGUUUAGGGCUUUAAGCUUUAGUUAUUGUGUUCUUUUAUGGGACACCGCUUCAUGAUACCCAAUUAGUGGCUUCUAGCUUUUGUAUGCUUAUCAAAUAUUAUGUAAAAAGUAUAACUCAUACUGUUUAGAGCUCAUGAACUGUAGGGCUUGUAUAUUAUUAAUAUUGGAUGAAUUAGCUUGUACUGUUAUACAUC
This is a messenger RNA of Neltuma alba, 1817 nucleotides long. RefSeq names its product caffeoylshikimate esterase. Bases 182 to 1393 code for a protein of 403 amino acids. The transcript has 9 exons. The record is from RefSeq and is a predicted model, not a curated record. NCBI's taxonomy places the organism in Eukaryota, Viridiplantae, Streptophyta, Magnoliopsida, Fabales, Fabaceae.